AUGUUCCUAGAGGGGACAAGGACUACAGUAGGUCGGCGGCUCCUGCGUCUAAGAGCUGAAAGACCCGCUGGGGUGACCAAGAUUCGACGGCCAAGAGCGGGAAGGACGACCACCGCCGCUCUACCCAGUCUUAGCGAGGGCGCGGCACCGGAGAUGGCGGGCGAGGGCAAGCCGCGGAGACCCAGCCUACCAGGUCUUCGCCGGCGAGCUGCCACCGCCGGAGCAGGAGUCAGAGCGCAGAACGUCAACAGCGCACCAAUCCUUCGUCUAGGCGUGGUCGCAGCCGGAGCGGAGACCAUCGUGGGAGAAACACGCCUUCGUCUAGGCGUAGCCGCAGCCGGAGCCAAGACCGGAGCGGGGGCAACAGCAGGGCGACCAGCACUGACAGCGGUCGCGGCGCAAAAGGAAGACGUAAGUCAGGCCACGGUUGAAAACCAUCUGCGCAAGGAACCGGCAGGGCCCUGGAGGUACGCCUUCUUCAUCCAGAAAUUGGCGGCUGACUGAGACACUCAAGACAAGAGCUCGGGGAUUGAUCGUCUUCGCGGUUAUGGCGUAUCCAACGGCGAGACUUACUUAAAAUACAUUCGUUGCUGUAAGGCUCUGGCCAUGACCGUCAUGGUUGCUCACCACGCGUUCAAGCCUUCGGAUGCGCAAGUGCAGAUAGCCGUUCGAGACUCCAUGUUGAAGCAGUUUCCGGUAGUGUCUGGGCAGGUGUACAAGGAUGAGCAGCUCCCCAUGGAAACCCCUUUUGGGCGACAUGCUUCGUGUCUGGAUGAUAUGUGGGAUGUGUUGGACAAGCGUGCGUUCGCGCACACGCCGGCGGUGCAUGGAGACGAUUUCUUUUUGGCAUCUUCCACGAAUGCUAGGAGUUCGUCUUCUGUUUCGCGUGCUGUAGCUUCUUCGGCGUUGCGUUCGACGGUGGCCCCUUCGUGGAGCCAGGGCUCUUCGGCCGCCGUGAUGAGUGUUCACCCUCUACUUACUGAU
Molecule: messenger RNA, 984 nt
Organism: Ectocarpus sp. CCAP 1310/34
Lineage: Eukaryota; Phaeophyceae; Ectocarpales; Ectocarpaceae
Source: the annotation of a GenBank genome assembly